This is a messenger RNA of Branchiostoma belcheri (Belcher's lancelet), 2613 nucleotides long. RefSeq lists its product as uncharacterized. Gene Ontology annotation, cellular component: membrane. The transcript has 15 exons. Gene Ontology annotation, biological process: monoatomic ion transport. Bases 1 to 2613 code for a protein of 870 amino acids. NCBI's taxonomy places the organism in Eukaryota, Metazoa, Chordata, Leptocardii, Amphioxiformes, Branchiostomatidae. Gene Ontology annotation, molecular function: extracellular ligand-gated monoatomic ion channel activity; protein binding. The record is from RefSeq and is a predicted model, not a curated record.
AUGGGAGGUGGACUUCUCUUCGUUGGGAUCGCCUGUUUGCUGUUUGUUUCAGACCUACCCGCCGAUGACUGUAUGGAAGGAGAUGGGACAUCCUACCGAGGGACAGUCUCUGUUACCGUAACUGGCACGACGUGUCAGCGCUGGGACAGUCAGACACCGCACGACCACCACCGGACAGCCGAGAACUAUCCGUCAUCCGGACUGGAGCAGAACUACUGCCGGAAUCCGGAUGCCGAGCCCACAGUUUGGUGCUACACCACGGAUCCGGACACGAGAUGGGGUUAUUGUCAUGUGCCGUUCUGCGAAUGCGUUCGUGGGGAGUUCGUCUGUAGAGAGCUGCACAUCUGUCUACCGUACUGGAAGCGUUGUAACGGGAUCGCAGACUGCCCGGGCGGCACUGACGAGGAGGGAUGCGUGUGUCUACAAAUCCCGGAGGUUUUCCCGCUCGACAGCAGGCUCACAAUGUUACCCAACCCGCUGAACCAGACGACUUUCGACGAGAUCCGAAAUUCCCCCGUCAUGGAACUUUUCAACAGUUCCUACAACAUUCCGGGGAGACACCAUCCGGAGUGGCGAGAAUUCGUCUCUUCCAUCAUCUUCCCAAGAUGCAACGAGGAGGACAUGUCCCACUGUCCUUUGCGUGCGUCUUCAAACGCUUCGACUUCGUGCGUGGGUACCCAGCUGCUGCCGUGCCGUUCCUGGUGUGAAGAAGUGUUCAGUAUGACUGGUGACCUGAUGAAGGACUUGCUGCCUCCUUGUGACGUGUUCCCAUCAUCACAAGACGGCUGUUGGAACACUGAACCUGCUGUGAAGCGCACAGAAGUUUGCUACCAUGGUAUUGGCAUCAACUACCGUGGAACAUGGAGUCAGACUACAUCCGGAGCAACCUGUCUUGAGUGGUCAGCUUCCCAAGAUUACCACUACACCUGGGCUAACCUGGACAACAACUACUGUCGCAACCCCACCGGUCUCCAGCGGCCAUUCUGUCUGACUGAAGACGGUAGCCAGGAGGAAUGUGACGUCAUUCCGUGCAAUUUUGUUGGCUGCUGGGACAGAGGUCCUCCAAACUACGGCAAGAGAACGCCAAGUAAGAGGUUCUACUUCCUGGAAGAAAGAGUGCGGUACGCGUGCAACGAUGGCUACACGCUGGAGUACGGCUCUCCCAGAGAAGUGAGAUGCCUGGAAGGGAACGAAGGAGGAAUCUGGGAAUAUGACAAGCCCGUUUGUUCAGUGCAUUAUAAACAAAGGCUGCAAAACGAGCUUCUGGAAAUCUACACUGCAAGUCUGGCACCUGAGAAUGUCAUCAUCAACUUUACUGGCAAGGUGGAACAAAUCGUCGACUUGGAUGAAAAGAAGGAGCAGCUUCUUGCAUUUCUGAUCAUCGAUUUCACAUGGUACGACAGCCGGCUGAAAUGGACCCCAAAGUACUACGGUGGCGUCGAGACGUUGAGCGUUCCCGGUAGCAAUAUUUGGACUCCAGCAUUUACUCUGAAGAGAAAUGCUAACCCCCUCUACCAAGGCCUACCGAAGGACAUGCCGGUCGUAGUGAGCAGCAGCGGCCUGGUACACUGGAGAGUGGAAACUCUGACCACCACCGUGUGUGAUGCUGACCCCUUCCUGUUUCCUGCGGACACCAUGGAUUGCAACGUCUGUUUUUCCGCAACUUCAGCAGUCGAGCAAACCAUUCAAUGCCACGGGAAAAGCUCAACAUCAGAUGAACAAGUGGAAAACGAUCUAUGUGACUCUCCUCAACAUGUAUCAUCGGAGGACGAGUGGUACCGGAGGGACAAGAUUUUCUCAGCAGGCGGCAGGGAAGCCUGCCUGUCUCUCCAACUGUCGAGGAUCCCCACGUUCCACAUCGCCACUACUGUUGCCCCCUGCAUCAUCCUGAUCGUGCUGAUGACCAUCACCUUCAUCAUGCCCAUAGACAAGGGAGACCGAAUCUCGUUCGGAGUGACCAUCCAGCUGUCCAUGGUCGUGUCUCUGGUGUUUGUGACAGACGUUCUUCCUGUCAAGGGAGCGCUGCCGUUUUUCGCCACGCUGAUCAUCGUGUGCAUGGGCCUGAUGGGAAUGUUCCUCUUCAUCACCAUGGCCGUCAUCAACAUUCACGAGAAGGAGGGAAGCCUGUCUCCGGUGGCGAGGGUUAUUUUUCUCCGCUACAUGGCUAGGAUGCUACUUCUGGGAGAUCUCACACAGGAGAAGCAGACUAGCGAGGGUACCGGUUCCGGUGAGAAAACCCUGGCCACCCGCCCUGUCGCAGAGCUGACCAACAUCGCUAUCGACGACGAUGACAUUGCGGCAGGCGAUGGAGAAAGUACCGCUGAAAGGGGGAUCCAAGACCCCAAGCCUCCUACAGCUCCUGAGUUCACUGGAUCUACGAGCUCCCUUCGCCUGAUCUCCAGUGUGGAUGACCUGACCAAGGCGGUACAGAACGGGACGGAGGGGCUGGCAGAGGUAAAGAAGGAAGUAGAGGAGCUGGCCAAGGCGGUGAAGAACGAGGCGGUUGUGUCCGACUACACGCUGUUGGCUAAAGUCCUGGACAGGCUGUGUCUUGUCGUGUACAUCAUCAUCAUCACAGCGUCCAUUCCGAUCAUCAUGUACUGGGGCAAGUAA